CCAUGAAGACAGGCCCACCAUGUUCUAUGGGACCCACUUCAUCAUGUCUCCACCCACCAAGAGCAAGCUGAAGCGACAGAACCAGCUGCUGUCCAGUGUGCUGUCCCGGACGCUGAGCUACAAGUACCGGGACCUGGACACCACCUUUGCCAACCUGGGCGCCAGCGAUGACCCCGCGGAGCUCUCCACCCAGCUCUCAGCCCCUGGGGUGCUGAAGGUGUUUGGGGACAGCGUCUGCACGGGCACCCACUACAAGAGCGUCCUGGCCACCGGCAGGUCCAGUGCCCAGGAGCUGGUGAAGGAGGCCCUGGAGCGCUACUCCCUGCACCCCGAGAGCGCCAGCCAGUACGUGCUGUGCGACGUGGUGGGCCAGGCCGGUGACUCCGGGCGGCCGUGGCAGGCUGAAUGCUUUCGGGUGUUCGGGGACAACGAGAAGCCCCUCUUGAUUCAGGAAUUAUGGAAACCCCGAGAAGGCUUGUCCCGGAGGUUUGAGCUGAGAAAGAGGUCAGACGUGGAGGAGUUGGCCGCCAAGGACAUUGACACCGUGACGGCUGGGAUAAACGCCCAAGCCCGGAGGCUGCAGCGGAGUCGCGCCAAGGGGACCCCAGCCCUGGCCUCGGGGGGCGCCCGGAGCCCCCCUCCACCCCCGCUACGCCGCUCAGCCAGUGAGACCAGCCUGAGUCCCGCUGCUGCCCAGGAGCCCAGCCAGGACGCCAUGCGCUACUCCCUCUACGAGUCGCCCCACCUGCUCCUUCUGCAGGGCUACAGCCAGCAGCAUGACAGCCUGGUCUACGUGCUGAACCGGGAGCGGCACACGGUGGGCCAGAGGACCCCCUCCAGCAAGCCCAGCAUCAGCCUCUCGGCCCCCGACAUCCUGCCCCUGCACUGCACCCUCCGCCGGCACCACCCCUCGGACCCAGAGCAGGCGGGGGACCUGCUGGUCCUGGAGCCCAUCCCUGGGGCGCCCAUCGCUGUCAACUUCUCGGAGGUGGGGGGCCGGACGGUGGUGCUGCGCCAUGGGGACCUGCUGUCCCUGGGCCUCUAUUACCUGCUGCUGUUCAAGGAGCCGGCGCAGGCCCAGCCCCUGCCCGCCCAGGCUCUGGCUCGCCUCCGGGCCCUGCCUCACAGCUGCAGGAUGUGCGGCGCCCAGCUCCGGGCCUCGGGCACCUCCCGGCCACGGCGGCUGCACCUGGAGUUCGAGCCCGGCGUGGAGGACAUGCUGGUGCAGCGCAUCAUGACGCUGGUGGAGCCCGGCGGCGAUGACCACAAGCUGGCCCCCGCCUUCCUGCUCUGCCUCUGCAUCCAGCACUCGGCCACGCGCCUCCAGCCCGGCUCCUUCGGGCCGCUCCUGCUCAGCAUCGCCGCGGCGGUCCGGGAGGCAGUCUGGGAGAAAACCAAAGAGCUGGCGGAGAAGCAGGCGCACCUCCAGGAGCCCCUGCCCUCCACCAGCUCCUGCCUGGCCAGCCUGCUCCCCGAGCUGCAGCACGUCGUGCUGUGGAUGGCCAACGCCAUCGAGCUCCUGUACUUCAUCCAGCAGAAGGGCCCCCUGUACAUGCGGAGCCUGGAGCAGGAGCCGGACGUCACAGGCUCCAAGGAGUCCCUGUUCUCCUGCACGCUCACAGCCAGCGAGGAGGCCAUGGGGGAGCUGGAGGAGGUCAUCCUGUACGCCUUCCAGCAGUGCGUGUACUACAUCUCCAAGUCCCUGUACAUCUGCCUCCCGGCCCUGCUGGAAUGCCCCCCUUUCCAGACGGAGCCCCGGGAGAGCUGGUGCCCGGCCGCCCAGCUGCCCGAGGAGCUGCGUCGCGUCGUGUCAGUCUACCAGACGGCCCUGGACCUCCUGCAGAAGUCCCAGGUGCACCCCGAGAUCGCCGCCCAGGUGCUGGCCUACCUCUUCUUCUUCUCCAGCACUCUGCUCCUCAACCAGCUCCUGGACAGGGGCCCGUCUCUGAGUUGCUUCCACUGGCCCAGGGGCGUCCAGGCCUGUGCGCGCCUGCAGCAGCUCCUGGAGUGGGCCAGGAGCGUGGGCUUCGGGGAGGCCGGAGAGCGCUUCUUCCGGAAGCUUUCCUGCACGCUGGACCUGCUGGCCACGCCCCGGGCCCAGCUCAUCCAGAUGAGCUGGGCAAACCUGCGGGCCGAGUUCCCUGCGCUGAGCCCUGCGCAGCUGCACCGGCUCCUGACUCAGUACCAGCUGGCCUCGGCCAUGGGCCCCAUGAGUGCCUGGGAGCCUGGCCCCCAGGACCACCCUGAUGCCUUCAAGUCAGAGGACGUCCUGGAGUCCUACGAGAACCCCCCGCCCAUCGUCUUGCCGAGCGAGGGCUUCCAGGUGGACCUGGAGGCAGACUGCCCCGACGACAGCAUCUACCAGCACCUUCUCUACCUGCGCCACUUCCUGUGGGGCCUGCGGAGCAAGCCCAGCCCCAGCGUGGUAGGGAGAGCUGGGAGCCCCUUGGCCUGAGCUCUUUCUUUCCUGCAGGGCCUGCACCACCCCACCCCCGAGGGGCACCCCGAGGGCCAGAGCUGCCCCCUGGCUCCCAGGGACCCCAGCAGGGGAGCCUGUGAAGCUGGCUCGGCACACCUGCUUCCUUCGGCUGGGGCUCCCCAGGCACAGGGCCCUCCAGGAAGACAGCUGGGCCGAGGGAACCGUGGGGGCCCCCAGGCUGGAGCCCUGCACACAGGCUCCUCCUGCCUGCUCACGCCUCCCGGCACCCCACUCGAACCCACCGGCCCUGACUGGCCCAACCCUGGCGGCCCCUGUGGGAAAGCACCCCUGGAAGGGAGGAGGAACGGACCAGGCGGCCCCCGGGGGGCGACUCCAGAAGGAGACGGUGUGGUCCCCGAGGACGAGCCCCCUCCAGCCCCCUCCAACCGCAGCUCCAACGCAGACGACUCCUGCUACGUCUUCCUGGUGGAGCUGGAGCGAGGCCCCUCUGGGCUGGGGAUGGGCCUGAUCGAUGGGAUGCACACGCCCCUGGGGGCCCCCGGCCUCUACAUCCAGACCCUGCUCCCAGGCAGCCCUGCAGCAGCUGACGGCCGGCUGUCGCUGGGAGACCGCAUCCUGGAGGUGAACGGCAGCAGCCUGAUGGGCGUCAGCUACCUGAGGGCGGUGGACCUCAUCCGACAUGGCGGCAAGAAGAUGCGGUUUCUGGUCGCCAAGUCUGACGUGGAAACAGCCAAGAAAAUCCGCUUCCGCUCGCCGCCUCCCUAGGGGCCUGGGGGUCCGUCCCCUCGGGGCACUGGCCGCCGCCCCUCACCCUGUGGAUAAUGUACAUCUUAGUGUAUAUUUUAUUUAUA
Molecule: messenger RNA, 3291 nt
Organism: Molossus molossus (Pallas's mastiff bat)
Lineage: Eukaryota; Metazoa; Chordata; Mammalia; Chiroptera; Molossidae
Gene: RADIL
Product: Rap associating with DIL domain
Exons: 14
Biological process (GO): neural crest cell migration; signal transduction; substrate adhesion-dependent cell spreading
Cellular component (GO): microtubule
Molecular function (GO): GTPase binding
Source: RefSeq, a predicted model, not a curated record